UCGAGAGCAGCAGCCAGAGGCAGUCUUCAUAUUCACGGUCGGACGACAGUCGAGUCACGUUCAGCAGUUCGUACUCGAACCUUGUGAUACUGUAAAAGCAAUUUGUCAAAUUUACAAACAUGAGUGUUCCAGCUGGUGAUGCUGAAAAGGGAAAGAAGAUCUUUGUUCAGAGAUGUGCUCAAUGUCACACUAUCGAGGCCGGUGGUAAACACAAAGUUGGCCCGAAUCUGCAUGGUCUGAUUGGCAGAAAGACCGGUCAGGCUGCGGGGUACGCUUACACAGAUGCCAAUAAGGCUAAGGGUAUCACUUGGAACAAGGAUACGCUGUUCGAGUACCUCGAGAACCCGAAAAAGUACAUUCCUGGCACGAAGAUGGUGUUCGCCGGCUUGAAGAAGCCCCAGGAGCGGGGUGAUCUCAUUGCUUACAUUGAACAGGCCUGCAAGUAAAUUCACCUUAUCCUUGGAGAGUCAACUCGUGCUGAGAUUGUAUUGUACUGGACAGCCGGGAACUUAGGGCAAUUAUCAUCAAUGUAUAACCGUUGCGUCCCAGUCAAUCAAUUUUUCGAAUCCAGUGGACGGCUCUUUCUUUUUAAACAGCAAUGAAAAAAAAAAAAAAAAAAAGAAUUAUGAAUAAAACUCGCGUCGUUUUACGAUAAAUGAAGCACCUAGUGGAAAUUGUUAAUAUUGUUAAAUAAGUAGGAAAAAAAAAAAAUUAAAAACCUUGUGAAAAAGUAACGAAUGUAUGUACAUUGCUCAGCGAGUCUGAACGCAAAGUAUCAGCCGCGAAAUGUCCUCAUUGGAAGUAUUGCUGUGCUGACGACUUGAUCUUUAUUAGAGGUUGAGCCUCAGCGAGAUCGAACUUUUAGUUUAUUUAUUAUCACACCGAUAUCAACCUUGUUUGUUGAUUCAUGUUCAUGUAUUCUCUACAUUAAAAUACAGAUUCGAUAAACGAAAA
Messenger RNA from Copidosoma floridanum, 954 nucleotides. RefSeq names its product mitochondrial cytochrome C (gene CytC). Gene Ontology annotation, molecular function: heme binding; electron transfer activity. NCBI's taxonomy places the organism in Eukaryota, Metazoa, Arthropoda, Insecta, Hymenoptera, Encyrtidae. The record is from RefSeq and is a predicted model, not a curated record.